CUUUCUCUUGGGCAUGUUGAUUUAUUGGAGGUUUUCUUACAAACACGACUAAAAGCUGUUUUUCUCAGUGGGUUCGGUGCAUGUGAAAGACGAGUGUCUCCCCUUAUGCUCGGCAGUGUAGUAAACACAGUGGAACAGAGAGGAGAGUGGUUGAAUGGGGGGAGGGGUGCGGCUAAACGGAUGAUUGAUGGGCUCCCGGGCCAAUCAGGUGACGCCAUUCGGGGCUGCAGAACACUCGGAAUUUUGGAGCCGGUGAUGUUCUGGGCUCGAAUGGCUUCUUCUUCUUCUUCUUCUACUUCUUGCAGGCGACAGAUGGGAGGAAAGCCUGCAAGAAUGGAGAGGCCGCGUGGAGGUUUCACACUGAGGGCGGAGGCCGCGCGGCGGAGCCCGGAGGCUCGCCUUACUCGGGCCCCGGCGAGAGGCAAGUCUUCUUCCCCGUCGUUGCAGUCUUGUGUGGCAGCAUCUAAACAUGGUGAUCAAAGUGUACAUAGCAUCGUCCUCUGGAUCCACCUCGAUCAAAAAGCAGCAGCAGGAUGUGAUGGGUUUCCUGGCAGCCAAUAAGAUCGAAUUUGACGAGUGUGACAUCGCGGCCGACGAGACCAACAGGAAGUGGAUGAGAGAGAAUAUCCCAGAGAAUGCGAGACCCACCACAGGGAAUCCUCUCCCCCCACAGAUAUUUAAUGACAACAAAUACUGCGGGGAUUACGAGGCCUUCUUUGAUGCCAGAGAGGACAAUGCUGUGUACGCAUUUCUGGGUCUGACUGCUCCUCCAGGUUCCAAGGAGGCUGAGGCUCUGGCAAAGAAAGCCCAGCAGUAGCAUCUUUACUGUUUCUACCCAAGACCUCAGGCCUUCCCAAGACCCAUACCUGGAUCCAGACUGACCCUAAACAGAACCUGGAAAAGGAAGAAAACCCCUCACUCAGUUUAUAAAUGCAUGGACUGUUUUUGUCUAUUCAAAAUGUUUUAUUAGAAAUAAUCUUGAGAUGUGCCUUUCUGGCUGCAGCGAAAGGAGGUCCUGUGGUAUCGAACAUGACAGGGUAUAUAAGUUUACCUCCUUCUCCUCUGGUUAACCUUAGCCUGCUAAGCCUAUUGAUCUAUCGACAUGUCACUCAACCAUUAGCAUCAAUAAACCAUUAGCAUCAAUCAAAUGUAAGCAUCAACUCGUAGCUUCCCAGCACAGCACAUCAUGAGGCACAACUAAGAAACAAAAAUGUUGUAAUUCAGAGUCAUCCACGUUAACAUUUAAUCAUUUACAUAAUGUAACUUUUAUUAAGCUUCAGUCUUACAUCCUGGAAAGACCAAAUCAAAUAUGUUCAUCAUCAAAUUUCAUUCAACUUUCUGGAGAAGUUGUUUUUUGGUUUGCUUGUUUGUUUGUUUUUUUCACUUAAUAGUCUUAAUGCAAUUUGAACUGCAAUCUUUUUCUAAUAGGUCAGUUAUUAAAAUAUUGAUAUAUGAUGCCAAAAUGGCCAAAUGAGGGAUGUUUUUUGUGUGUUUUUUUUUUUGUUUGUUUGUUUGUUUAUUUUAUUUUAAUUAUUUUUUUUGGAAGAAGCUAUCCUGUUUCCAAUUGUGUUGGUAAUUUCUGUACAGAGUCCUCUCUGAAAUAAAUUUAAAAGACAAAAA
Messenger RNA from Austrofundulus limnaeus, 1620 nucleotides. RefSeq lists its product as uncharacterized. The record is from RefSeq and is a predicted model, not a curated record. Gene Ontology annotation, cellular component: cytoplasm. NCBI's taxonomy places the organism in Eukaryota, Metazoa, Chordata, Actinopteri, Cyprinodontiformes, Rivulidae.